AUGGCUUCCCGAGUUCCCCUUGCUCUCCGUGCGGAGAGCGCGCUGGCAGCCCGAUGCCUUCACACCACCGUCGCUCGAAAAGAUAUUGACAGUGCAGCCAAAUACAUCGGAGCUGGAGCUGCAACUGUAGGAGUCGCUGGAUCUGGAGCUGGUAUUGGAAAUGUGUUUGGUGCUCUCGUUAUCGGAUACGCCCGAAACCCAUCAUUGAAACAGCAACUCUUUUCGUACGCCAUUCUUGGAUUCGCCCUUUCUGAGGCUAUGGGACUUUUCUGCCUCACCAUGGGUUUCAUGAUCUUGUUUGCCCUUUAA
This is a messenger RNA of Strongylus vulgaris, 309 nucleotides long. NCBI's taxonomy places the organism in Eukaryota, Metazoa, Nematoda, Chromadorea, Rhabditida, Strongylidae. The record is from the annotation of a GenBank genome assembly.